Molecule: messenger RNA, 5694 nt
Organism: Microcebus murinus (gray mouse lemur)
Lineage: Eukaryota; Metazoa; Chordata; Mammalia; Primates; Cheirogaleidae
Source: RefSeq, a predicted model, not a curated record
UGCGCGUAUGCGCAUGCGCGCGCCGGCAGCCAUGUCACCUUGCGCCUCCGCCCGGGUCUGAGGUGCAUGUUUACCUCAGCGGGGUUAGUAUGUGGCCGGGCCCUGUCCCGCCCGCCCGCUAGAGGCCGAGGAGUCGGCCUGAGGGUCUGAGGUCAACGGGAGGCCUCCUAGCUGGCCCUCGCCCCUCCCGCCGGGACUCUGCGCCCGGGGCCUCCCCUGGCCGCGCUGCCUCCGCUGGGAGCCCCGGGUCAGCUCCCCCGGCGGCCGCGGCUCGUCCGGAACUUACUGAGUCGGGAACUCGGGGCGAUUCUGCUGCAGGCUGGAGCUGGAGACACACUGUUGUAUUUAAUCGCCCCCCCCACCCCCAAGCAUCCUCUGCUCUCUUUCCAGAAAGAAAAAGCAUCUCUGACAUUCGGGGUCUCGGGGACAAGCGCCUGGACCUCGUUCUCUCGGCGCUGAUCUGUGGAUCUCGGCGUGUCGGGGGACAUGGAAGAAGAAAAGACAACUGCUGAGUUACCAAAAAAGAUGAUACAGUUCCCCCGUGUUGACAGCCUCACCCGUCCUCUUGUGCACACUGGAGGAGUUGUACCUUCUGAACAGAACUUCUGGGAUGUUUUAGGACCCCGUGGUCUUUGAGGAUGUGGCUGUGGACUUUACACAGGAGGAAUGGGCUUUGCUGGAUCCUUCUCAGAGGAACCUCUACAGAGAUGUGAUGCUGGAGAACUUCCAGAACCUGGCCUCACUAGGGUAUCUGCUACACACACCCCAUCUGAUCUCCCAGUGGGAAAAAGAGGAGGACCUGCAGCCCAUGAAGAGAGGAGUCAUCCAGGGCAUCUUUACAGGGGAGCACCAUGAAGAUUUUGAGACUCAACUUAAAACUAAUGAAUCAGUUGUCCCACAAGAUAUUUGUGGAGAAAAAAUAUCCAAUGAAGAGAAAAAAGUAAGAUUAAAAAGAAAUGAUUCCUCAUCCUCCAUUUUACCUGAAAACUGGGAAUACUGUGGUAUUGAUUAUCAGAACAAAAGCCAUGAGAGACAUCUGAGAAAUCAUUUGGUGGAAAACAUCUAUCAAUGUAAUGAAGAAAAUCAACAUGGACAAACCUUUAGCCAAGUUCCAAAUCUUGAAACACUCCAGAGAACUACUGAAAUAAAAUCCUAUGAAUGCCGUGAGUGUGGAAAGGCCUUCACGGAUCACUCGUCCCUUAAGAUUCACAUCAGGUCUCAUACUGGAAGCAAACGCUACCAGUGUAAGGAAUGUGGGAAAGCCUUCCAUUUUCUUGCUUGUUUUAAGAAGCAUAUGAAAACUCCCACUGAAGAAAAACCUUAUGAGUGUAAGGAAUGUACCACAGCCUUCAGUUGUUCCUCUUUCUUUAGGGCACAUAUGAAGAUUCACACUGGAAAAACAAACUAUGAGUGUAAGGAGUGUGGGAAAGCUUUUAGUUGUUCUUCAUCCCUCACAGAACACAAAAGAAUUCACAGUGGAGAUAAGCCUUAUGAAUGUAAGGAAUGUGGGAAGGCCUUUAGUUGCUCCUCCUCACUCUCCAAACACAAAAGAAUUCAUAGUGGAGAUAAGCCAUAUGAAUGUAAAGAAUGUGGGAAAGCCUUCAGUUCUUCCUCUCACCUCAUCAUACAUAUAAGGAUUCACACUGGAGAGAAGCCUUAUGAAUGUAAAGAGUGUGGAAAGGCCUUUAGCGAGUCCUCAAAACUCACUGUACACGUGAGGACACAUACUGGAGAGAAACCCUAUAAAUGUAAGGAAUGCGGGAAAGCCUACAAUUGUCCCUCCUCCUUAAGUGUCCAUAUGAGAAAACACACUGGAGAGAAACCCUACGAAUGUCUGGAAUGUGGAAAAUCCUUCUAUCUUCCCACUUCUCUUAAUACACAUGUGAAAAAUCAAAGUAGAGAGAAACCCUACGAAUGUAAGGAAUGUGGGAAGGCUUUCAGCUGUCCAUCAUCCUUUAGAACCCACGUGAGAGAGCACACUGGAAAGAUACAAUAUGAAUGUAAGGAGUGCGGGAAGGCCUUUAGUCGUUCCUCAUCCCUCACUGAACACUUAAGAACUCACAGUGGAGAGAAGCCUUAUGAAUGUAAGGAAUGUGGGAAAGCCUUUAUUAGUUCCUCCCACCUUACAGUACAUAUAAGAACUCACACUGGAGAGAAACCUUAUGAAUGUAAGAAAUGUGGGAAAGGUUUUAUUUAUCCCUCAGCCCUUAGGAUCCACAUGAGAACACACACUGGGGAAAAACCCUAUGAAUGUAAGGAAUGUGGGAAAGCAUUUCGUCAUUCUUCCUACCUUACUGUACAUGCAAGAAUGCACACUGGAGAGAAACCCUUUGAAUGUCUGGAAUGUGGAAAAGCCUUUAGUUGUCCCUCAUCCUUCCGAAGACAUGUGAGAAGCCACACUGGAGAGAAACCCUAUGAAUGUAAGGAAUGUGGGAAAGCCUUUGUUUGUCCUGCCUACUUUCGAAGACAUGUGAAAACUCACUCUAGAGAAGACAUCUAAAUGUAAGGCAUAGGGGAAUGUCUGCAAGUCUUCUUCAAAUCCUAUGCAACUUGUGAGAUUUCAUACUGUGGAGACACCCUAUGAAUGUAAGAAAGUAGGAAAUUAUCGCUCAACUUUUUGGAGAUUUGAGGACACCUUAGAGAAACCCGGUGUGUAUAAAUCAUGUACUAAAGCCUUCAUGAACAUCAAUUAUUGUGUAUAAGAAAUGUCAUACUAGAAAUGAAGAUCAGUGUCUCAUCCUUAAAGUGGACUGCUGGCUCAUUGAUUUCCUGUGUUUUUGAUAUGAACAUUUAAAGUGAUAAAAUUUACCUUUUUAGCUCUAGCCAUAGUAUGACGUGCUUUUAUUUUGGCUUAGGUGUAAAUAUUUGCAUUACAAAGUCUUCUGGAUCAUGGAGGAUUCAAAGUAUAUUUUUUCAUACAGAAGCAGGAAUAGUCUUUUUUUUUUUCUUCUAAUUACUGGUUUCUAAUUAAUGCCCAUUGUUCUCUAAGUGUGUAGUCAUUAUGGUAUUGACACUUUAAUUUUGGUUGUUAUUUUCUUUUUGGUCUAGUAUGACAGAUACUGGAAAUUGCCUACUCAAUAUUUUUCUUCCCAUUUUUUGCUUAACCAAGAGAACUUACAGUUUUUGAGAUGAUCGGUUUUUACUAUUAAAAGUUUUUCAUGCCUAAUUAAUUUCAGCAGAAAUUAGUAAGUGCAAAGAUCUUGAAAGAGGAUGGUGUCAUCUAAUAUGCUACUUUUAUAUUUUGCUCUUUGUCCUUGCUCAUGGCUGGGAAUUGGAUCCAGUGUUUUGAGUUAGAAAAUUAUGUUGUGUUAACCUGGCUUAAAAUGGGUGGGGACAACAUGUCUCAGAAUCACUUUUUUCCUCAGUUCUGGGUUAUAGUUGUCUAAAAUAAGAGUUUGUAUGAGAUUUGGAAGGUAUAAGGGAUGAAGUCAUUAUGCUAUGUUUAGUGAGGCCAUCAGACAAGGAGACAGAUCUGGAAGGGCCUGAUGGGCUCUAUCUAGUUUUCAUCUCAUUUUUCUGAUUAUUGGACCCAUUGAUCAAUACUUGCUCAAAACUGAACCUUAAGUGCUUGACUUCACUUUUCUCAGAGGCAGCAACUCCAUAGACAUCUCCAUACACAGCUUUCUAGAUUUUCUGGCAAGCUCUGGCAUUGUUAUUUUGCUGAUAUUGCAGUCCCUCUGGCACAGUGUGGGGCAGGAUUGUUGUCCUGUGCAUGGUCCAAUCCCAUGAUGUCACUCUGCUCAUGGGGAAAGACAUCUUUGCAAACCUACUGUGAUCUCAAAAGCAAGAAGAGCUAUGGACAGUGAGGGAAAUUAUUCUAGAUGUAAUUGAAGUAAACAUGAGACGGUGUCAUCCCAUUUUAGUGGUGGAAGAUUUAUAUUUGACACCUUCAAACAGGGAAGAUUUUACUGCUUUUUCAUGUGAGAAGAUGAACACUUUGAGCUGCUUCCGGUACAUUUAGAUGCCCUUUUUCCUUCUAUUAUAUUUUCUCUAAAAGUCUAACCAUAAAAGUCUUUUUCUAAAAGUCUAAAAGUCUUUUUCUCUAAAAGUCUAACCAUACUACUUCUCCUUAAUCACUUCUUACUGUUUUAUAAAACAGAAAUGUAAAGUAUACAUACACUAACAUGCAUGAAGUAUGCUAAUCUUCAGUGUACACGUUGAUGAAAUUUCACUUAUGUAUAAAUCCUGGUAAACAGAACAUUUCUAGGACUCCAGGAAUCUCUUUAAUCCUCCUCCUCCUCCAUAAUUAAUUAAUCCACAGGGACUACCACAAUUUUGACUAUUAUUACAAUUAAUUAGGUUUGCUUGUUCUUAAUUUUCAUAUAAGUUAAAAUACAACAUGUACAGUUAUGUGUUUGGCUUCUCUUGCUCAACCUAAUGUCUACUUUGCCUUUUAAUUGCUCUUUUGGUAGACUUAUACAUUUUUCUCUUGGUAUAUGCUAUGUUUUUAGGAUUGAGAUAACUGAAUUAUAGGAUAGACUUUAAGUUUCGUUUUGGGAGGUAUUCCAGUUUCCCAAAAAUGUUGAUUCCACCAAUAAUACCCCAAACAGUGCAUGAAAGUUCCAAUUGUUCCACAUACCUGACCAGCACUUUCUAUUUUUAGCCAUUUAACAGAGGGCAUGGUGGUAAUUGUUUUGGGUUUUAAUUUACCUGAUACAUAAUGAUUUCGAGUACUUUUUUUGUGUGCUUAUUGGCUAUUUGGAUAUAUUUUAUGAGGAUGCCUGUUGAAUCAUUUCACCCAUUUUUGUUUCCUUUUUUUUUAAAGAAAAUUGAUGGCUUUCUUUCUGGUUACUUGCCCUUUAUUGUAUAUAUGUGUACCUCUAUAUCUAUAUACAUAUGUAUACAUAUAUACAAACCAUGUAUUCUAUAUCAUAUAUACACACAAAAUAUAAUAUGUAUAUUAUAUAUACGUAUAUUACAGAUAGCUUUUCCCAGUUUCUGUCUUGUCUUUUAUUCCUAAAGAGUAAAAACUCUUUAAAGGGAACAUGUUGGUUUGAAUACUAAAAAGUCCUUGGGUACAACUAGCUUCAGGCAUGGCUAGAUUCAGGGGCUUAAAAGAUACUAUCUGGAUGAGUUCUGUCACCAUGUCUUGGCUGUGCAUCCUCUUGCAUUAUCUUUUUCCAACCAGGCUGUCUCUUCAUUGUUGGCCCUGGAGGCUCCAGGCUAAUUACCUCCCAGGUUAAAGUCUCAGGGAGAAGAGAGUGGUUGUCUUUUUGAACAUUUCCAGUAUAAUUAUCAGCAUUGAAUGUGAUCGGCUCUGACUGGCUCACUUGCCCACCAUAAUCCAAGGACUGUGGCCAGGGGAAUGUAGUGCUCUGAUUUGUUUAGGACUAGCUGCCAUGCUUAUCCAGAAACUGGGCUGGAGUCUGCACCAACUGAAUACCCUACUAUCUUAAUUUAUGUUGCUUUGUAUGAUAGUAUUUUUGGAAAUCAUAGUGGGAACCUUCUAACUUUUUUAUUCUUUAAGAUUGUCUUACCUUCUCUAUUCCUAUGUUUCUAUAUUAAUUUCUCUAUUCAUAUGUUUCUAUAUUAAUUUUAGAAUGCCAUUUUUCACAAGUGAAUCUUCUGGGACUAUGCUUGGAAUUGGCCUAAGGAAAAUUAACAUCUUUACAAUAUUGAAUCUUCCAAUUGAUAAACAUGAUGUUAUUGUCCGUUUACCUAAAUCUUCUUUUUUUUUUUUUUUUUUUUUUUUUG